CGAGGGCGGCCACCAGGCGGCGCUGCAGGCGCUGCUUUCCGCCGGCGCCGACCCCGACGCGGAAGACAGGUUCGGCAUGACGAGCCUGCACCGCGCGGCCGAGUGGGACCAGGCCGAGGUGGCCCGCCUGCUGCUGGGGGCCGGCGGAUCCGUGGACAGCCGCGAGCCGCUCUUCCAGAGGACGCCGCUGCACGUGGCGGCCGCGGAGGGACACGUGGCCGUCGCACGCGUGCUCGUCGACGCCGGGGCAGACGUGGAGGCUCGCGACAGCGACGGCCGCACCGCCCUGCAGGUGGCGGCGGCGAGCGGCGGAUCCGGCGUCGUGGCGCUGCUGUCGCCGGCAGCCGCCGGCCUGCCGCACGAGGAACCGGCGGCGCACGGUUGCGGCGACUUGCUGCUCGACGGCCCGGCCAAGGCUGCGCCGCAGCUGCUCGCCUGAUGACGUCACGCAGUAGACCAGCGUCUCGGCGGCAGCGAACUGCCUGCUGCGCGUGUUGUCACCGCGGCCAGGUUUUGCGUCACGAGGGUGCGGCCAGAGGCAACUUGCCCAACAGCUGGCCUUAAUACCAGGACGAUGUUUACUCCAGCACUCGUGCGAGUGUGUUCUUUAGACAGUCCGUUGAGUAGUGGAAGAUCUGUCCUGUUAUGAACAUCACUUGCAAGCAACAAUACGGUAGCUUUUCUUGAGAAUGAUAACCGUUUUCGUUGAAUUAUAGAACAUCCUUGGAUCAUACAGGCUGCAGAGAAACCAGUCCGUUUAUGCUGUAUGUAGAGCAUGCCUCAGUGCCUAUGCGCGAAGUUAGACUACAGCGAAAGACAUUUCAACGGUGCAGUGGCCGUAGAUCACUCCACGUCACGUUAUGCGAUGUUUUCCAAGUUCUGUAAGCACUACGUUUUUGUUGCAUCUUUAACACAGAAACUGAAAACGGAUCUGCAACAAUCUGACUUACAAACAAUCACAGAAUACAGUUUUAAGAAUGCUUUGUAGUCACAUAGAGAAGUUGUGGAUGGUACUACGAAUAUUGAUCAAGCUCCUCAAUCAUAUACUAUGCACAAUCAACGCUAGUAUUGCUUCAUGUGAACUGAAUAAUUUGUAUCAGUGGUUAAUGCAAGAAACAUGUAUAUGUGAAUAAAUUUCAUUACCAGCUAUUAUAA
Messenger RNA from Schistocerca cancellata (South American locust), 1155 nucleotides. RefSeq lists its product as uncharacterized. Bases 77 to 439 code for a protein of 120 amino acids. Lineage: Eukaryota; Metazoa; Arthropoda; Insecta; Orthoptera; Acrididae. The transcript has 3 exons. The record is from RefSeq and is a predicted model, not a curated record. Gene Ontology annotation, molecular function: protein binding.